GUUCAGAGAUACUUGUAAGUCCUGAGGCUCACAAAGCAAUACAAAGUGACAGACCAAUACGAAGUGAAAAAGAAAGAGAAAGUAAUGUGCCAGAUAAUGACAUAGUCCUAGAUUGGGGAGCAAAGCAAGAGUAUGAGCAGAGCGGUCAAGUGUACGAAGCCUAUUGUUUGCAUGUUAAAAAACCAUCAAAAUCCUUACAAAAGGUUACAGCUUCCUUACAAAAGGUUACAGCUUCCCCCAGCUACUCCAAGAAGGAAGAAGCUUUUGGUUCCAGUCACAGGGCUGCCCCCAGCUACUCCAAGGAGCAAGAAGCUUCUGCCCCCAGUCACAGGGCUGCCCCCAGCUACUCCAAGGAGCAAGAAGCUUUUGGCCCCAGUCACAGGGCUGCCCCCAGCUACUCCAAGGAGCAAGAAGCUUCUGCCCCCAGUCACAGGGCUGCCCCCAGCUACUCCAAGGAGCAAGAAGCUUUUGGCCCCAGUCACAGUGCUGCCCCCAGCUACUCCAAGGAGCAAGAAGCUUUUGGCCCCAGUCACAGUGCUGCCCCCAGCCACUCCAAGGAGCAAGAAGCUUCUGCCCCUAGUGACAGUGCUGCCCCCAGCUGCCCUGAUGAGCAAGAAGCUUCUGCUCCCAGUGACAGUGCUGCCCCCAGCUGCCCCGAUAAGCAAGAAAAAUGAUAAAGAAAAGACAGCGUCAAAGUGGAAUGAAAACGAAAACAAUGUCAACUGUCAAGACAGUAAAAACUCUUACCCAUGUCUAAAACAACACCCAAUUGAUUUAAACUAUGUCAUAGUCAAUCAUUGUACUUUAUCUCAAUUUAUCUAAUGUCUCACUGCACCAGUCACAAUAUGUCACAACUCACCGCACUCGCGUGAUAUACGUGGUCAGAUUGAAACGCAGUUAUAAGAUAUGAACUGCAAUAAUCAUCUUACGUCACCUCUUAGUAGUAUUUGAGCUCGUUAGUGAUUGUAGUUAUAGAUUUAGAUUUUUGGGCUGUUAAUUUAAAUAUAAUUUUAUUAAAUAUUUAGAGUUUAUUAAUUAUAAGUCGAAAAUGUAUGGUAUGUUCAUUGUUCAUGAUGUUUAUCUUUAUAUAUUGGCUUAAACUAACCUUACAUUAUCAUAUUGAAACUUUUCA
This is a messenger RNA of Bolinopsis microptera, 1132 nucleotides long. RefSeq lists its product as uncharacterized. The annotation marks the transcript as partial. The transcript has 2 exons. The record is from RefSeq and is a predicted model, not a curated record. Lineage: Eukaryota; Metazoa; Ctenophora; Tentaculata; Lobata; Bolinopsidae.